Molecule: messenger RNA, 1748 nt
Organism: Charadrius vociferus (killdeer)
Lineage: Eukaryota; Metazoa; Chordata; Aves; Charadriiformes; Charadriidae
Gene: PELI1
Product: pellino E3 ubiquitin protein ligase 1
Exons: 6
Coding region: 69-1325 (418 amino acids)
Biological process (GO): protein K48-linked ubiquitination; regulation of Toll signaling pathway
Molecular function (GO): protein binding; ubiquitin protein ligase activity
Source: RefSeq, a predicted model, not a curated record
AUGAAAAAAGUGUGCCACAACUCUUGAUCAGAGACCUGAAAUUUGAGAAGAAGUCACUAGCUAAGCUCAUGUUUUCUCCUGAUCAAGAAAAUCAUCCAUCAAAAGCACCAGUAAAAUAUGGUGAAUUGAUUGUAUUAGGGUACAAUGGGUCUCUCCCAAAUGGAGAUAGAGGAAGAAGAAAAAGUAGGUUUGCUUUAUUUAAAAGGCCCAAGGCAAAUGGGGUGAAACCCAGCACUGUGCAUAUUGCCUGUACCCCUCAAGCAGCAAAGGCAAUAAGUAAUAAGGACCAACACAGCAUAUCUUACACUUUGUCUCGGGCCCAGACGGUGGUGGUUGAAUAUACACAUGACAGCAACACAGAUAUGUUCCAGAUUGGUCGGUCAACGGAGAGUCCUAUAGACUUUGUCGUGACGGAUACGGUUCCUGGAAGUCAGAGUAAUUCAGAUACGCAGUCUGUGCAGAGCACUAUAUCAAGGUUUGCCUGCAGAAUCAUAUGUGAACGCAACCCUCCUUUUACAGCCAGAAUAUACGCUGCGGGAUUUGACUCCUCAAAAAACAUCUUUCUUGGGGAGAAAGCUGCAAAGUGGAAGACAUCAGAUGGGCAAAUGGAUGGACUAACGACAAACGGAGUUCUUGUAAUGCAUCCCCGUAAUGGAUUUACAGAGGACUCCAAGCCAGGGGUGUGGAGAGAGAUAUCCGUGUGUGGAAAUGUGUUCAGCCUCCGUGAAACCAGAUCAGCUCAGCAGAGGGGAAAAAUGGUUGAGAACGAAACGAACCAGCUCCAAGACGGCUCUCUAAUUGACCUGUGUGGAGCGACACUGCUGUGGCGCACUGCGGAAGGGCUUUCACGCACUCCUACUGUCAAGCACCUGGAGGCACUCAGACAGGAGAUAAACGCGGCGAGGCCCCAGUGUCCGGUGGGGUUUAACACCUUGGCGUUUCCCAGCAUGAAGAGGAAAGAUGUGGUAGACGAAAAGCAGCCGUGGGUGUAUCUGAACUGUGGCCACGUCCACGGCUAUCACAACUGGGGAAACAAAGAGGAGAGAGACGGCAAGGAUCGCGAGUGUCCCAUGUGCCGCUCUGUCGGCCCCUAUGUGCCUCUGUGGCUUGGAUGCGAAGCGGGAUUUUAUGUGGAUGCGGGACCUCCAACUCACGCCUUCAGCCCCUGCGGACACGUGUGCUCAGAAAAGACAACUGCGUAUUGGUCCCAAAUUCCUCUCCCUCACGGUACUCACACUUUUCACGCAGCCUGUCCCUUCUGUGCGCAUCAGCUGGCUGGUGAGCAAGGCUACAUCAGACUCAUUUUCCAAGGACCUCUUGACUAACACAUGUGUUACCGAGGACUGCAGGAAACUGAUAAGCUAAGCGAUUCCGAUUUUUAAACCAACUGUUUUUCGUAUUCUCUGGGCUUUGCUGGUUUGCAUUAAGAUGAAGAAUUUUUGUUUGUUUGUUUUGUUGUUACAACAGCUAAAUCUGUCUCUUAUCAAGGAAAGUCUGGAAGAAACGGAGGGGCGGGAAGGAGAAGGGGGAGACCUCCUGCUUUUUUUUUUCUUCUUCUUUUUUUAGUUAAUAACUACUUCUGAAGAGGUGAAGGAAGUGUUGUGGAGUGAACUUCGAUGCCUUCCGUUCAAUGGUUUUGAAUCACGUGCCCACAGUGUUUGAAAGUUGCUUCAUUCUUUUUGUAUAUGGAGGGUAAAUAGUUCAAAGACCAUUAGUUUACAGCUUGGAUGCAAACGUUGUAAAAUAUA